CUCAUUGAUUGUGUGGCACUGAGGCUGCCAAGACGUAGUUCAUUAAUCUAUUAAAUUAUUCUAGACAUUUGAAGUGUGGAAGACCCGGACAAGCCCCUCAAGAAUUGGAGCAUAUAUACAUAUAUAUAUAUAUACCAUAAUUCAAGCGGAAUAGCAGACUGGCAUCAAUUCUGAAUUCCAGACUGGACAGUUUUCUGGAAAAAUUACACAACAGCUCGGAGUGCAAGUAAGUAUACAAAAUCCAUGUGAUCUCCAGGGAUUGAAUCAAUUGAAUCUUGCACUUUUGGCUGUGCUUUAUGGCCAGAUCUAUCAUGUGACGAUCGCAUUAUAAUGCAGAGAGCGUGUGUUUGCCGUAUGGCUUGGGCCAUUGAUUGGCCAUCCAAUUUGCAUAUAUAAUUUAUCUGCAAUUGUUGUGACAUUUUGCCAGCCAACCAGCCCGACUGGUGAUUGCGCAAAGAGGCCUCUCCGACAGACAGGUUGCCGUUGCCGUGGGAACUUGUUAUGUGUGGAUGGUGACAAAUCUCAGUCUCUGACUCUCUCUCCAACUCACACGCUCUCUCUCUUUUUCUUCUCUGGGCAACUUUCACUGGCAGUUUUGUUUUGGCAGUGUUUCCUUAAUUAAGCCAUCUUAAUGGUUAACUGGGAGUCGGGGUUUCGGUGCCGCUAUCUGCCAGCAGACAAUGCCUUAAUCUGCCAGCUAGAUCCGAGUAUCUGGCCUGGCCUGGCCUGGUCCCGGGGCGCACCUUCCCCCAAUUAAUGAAGCAACAGACUUCAUUUACCUACUUAAAGAGUAAAAGUUUGGCCCCAGCCUCGUGGCCUUUUGCUGACAAUUGCAGUGGAGAUGGAGCUGGAGACGAGGCAGAGAUUACUCCUAUUUCUAAAUGCCAUUUGGCAGACACUUGGCUGCUCCGCUGUUCCGCUGUUCCUUCCACUUGUCACGUUGGAGGCUGCUGCUUCUCAGUGGUGCCCCAGUGAUCUGCUUCUCUGGUGCUCCGAAGCUCUGCAGCUCUGUCCAUGCGGCGGUCGAGUGGGUCUCCAUGCCUCGCGCUCUCGGAAACCGGUUCGCCGGGCCCGCAAAUGAAAUCGCCAUCUAUUGGGGCUCCAUAUUUUCACGCCAGUCUGCGGUGAGCCGGGCCGAUACACGAUACAACCACGUCCACGUCCAGCAUCGCUCGAUAUGUCCAAUUUGUGCUAGAGCCAGCAAAUAUUUGAGAAAGUCUGCCCCCACAAAACACACCCCACCCCAAGUUCGAUUUAGUUUCCUACGUAAGUUGGCCUACACUGUCAGAAGCGAAUAAAAGAUAAUACUGUAUAAUAUUACCAAAAUCACAAGAUUUUUCUUUAGAAAACCACAAGAGACACUACCUCCACGAUGGCGCAAAGAGACAAGCAGCCGCCGCCGCAGCCGCCACCACCGCUGGUUCAGCCAAAGCCAAAGCCAAAAUAUGAACCGCGUCCGGUGGAGAAGGUUAAAGAUCCGAUCAUCUCCCAAAUCGGUGACUUCCGGCGCUAUCAGCUCUUCUUUUUCUUAAUCAUCGUGCUCUGCAAGUUCGGCAGCGGGUGGCACACCCUCGUCCACAUAUUUCUCGCCGCGCCCACGCCCCAAAAGUGCCUCACAGAGAAUGUCACGAAUGCCUGCAGCAAAGACUGCAAAAAUAUGGAGUUCGACACGAGCAUCUUCCAAACGACCAUCAUCACAGAGUGGGAUCUGACCUGUCGCAGGCACUCGCUGGCCAGCAUGUCGCAGUCCAUCGUGAUGACGGGGAUCAUGGUCGGAGGCAUGGCCUUUGGGAUGUUAGCGGAUGGAUGGGGCAGGCGGCCGGCCUUCUUGCUCUGCUGUUUCAUGCAGCUGGUCACGGGAUUGAUUGUCUGCGUUUCGCCGUACUUCUGGUUCUACUGCGUGUUCCGGUUUCUCGUUGCCGUCGCCACCGGCGGCACCAUGACCGUCAGCUUUGUGCUGAUAAUGGAGAUCAUCGGACCGAAGAAGCGGGAACUAAUCGGCAUCCUCUAUCAGAUCCCAUUCAACAUAGGGCACGCCUCGCUGGCACUGUUCGCCUACUAUAUCCGGACCUGGCGCUGGUUGCAGUUCAGUGUGACAAUAUUCUCGGCCAUCUUUGUGAUCUACAUCUGUCUCGUGCCAGAGUCGCCGCGCUGGCUCUUGACCACAGGUCGCGUCGACAAGAGUGUCAAGGUUCUGGAGCGGAUUGCCAGGCACAACCGAGCCCCGACAGAGACUAUCAAGUCGGAAAUAGAGGCUGCUUACCAGGCGAUGGCCAGCAAGCAGCCAACGAAGAAAGGUAACGUGCUGGACCUCUUCAGGACCCCGUACCUACGGCUGAAGACCAUCUUGAUGGCCAACAACUGGCUGGUGGUGUGCAUGGUCUACUACGGCGUUGCCCAGUACAUAGCCAAGCUGGGCGGCGACAUCUUUCUCAACGUAUUGAUCGCCGCCCUCCUGGGCAUUCCCGGAACGCUGCUUUGCGUGGUUCUGACCAAGUACCUGGGACGCAAGCUGACCUUGAUGCUCUCCAAUGGGCUGAGUGCCAUCGGCCUGCUGCUGCUGGUCUUCCUAUACAAGUCCAAACAGUUAUACCAGGUGAUAUGUGCCACUGUGGGUCUCUUCGGGGCAUCCAUUACCUUCCCAAACGUUUACCUAUACGGGGCCGAGCUAUUCCCCACCGUGGUGCGGUCAAACGGCAUGGGGCUCUGCUCAAUGGUGGGCCGCAUUGGAGGUCUCGUUGCCCCCCUGAUCAACGAGUUGUCUUGGUAUGGGGCUUGGAUCACGCCCCUAAUUUUUGGAAUCGCCUCCAUACUGGCCGUGCUGGGAACGAUCUUCUUGCCGGAGACGCGGGGAAUGCCACUGCCGGAGACCCUCGAUGAUGGCGAAAAGUUUGGCCGCAAAGUGAAAACCUAACCAAAUACCGACUAACUCACACCAUUACCUGCUCUCAAAAAUUAAUAAAUUUCAUUUGAAUUAGA
Drosophila pseudoobscura is the source of this 2979-nucleotide messenger RNA. Its product is annotated as organic cation transporter protein. The transcript is spliced from 4 exons. Gene Ontology annotation, cellular component: membrane. NCBI's taxonomy places the organism in Eukaryota, Metazoa, Arthropoda, Insecta, Diptera, Drosophilidae. The record is from RefSeq and is a predicted model, not a curated record. Gene Ontology annotation, molecular function: transmembrane transporter activity. Bases 1373 to 2914 code for a protein of 513 amino acids. Gene Ontology annotation, biological process: transmembrane transport.